Engraulis encrasicolus (European anchovy) is the source of this 5491-nucleotide messenger RNA. It is a transcript of the gene ggps1, whose product is annotated as geranylgeranyl diphosphate synthase 1. The transcript has 4 exons. Gene Ontology annotation, biological process: isoprenoid biosynthetic process. The coding region runs from base 1915 to 2916 and encodes 333 amino acids. Gene Ontology annotation, molecular function: prenyltransferase activity. The record is from RefSeq and is a predicted model, not a curated record. NCBI's taxonomy places the organism in Eukaryota, Metazoa, Chordata, Actinopteri, Clupeiformes, Engraulidae.
AACUUUGUUUUGUGGUCGAGAUAGUUUGCGUUUGAGAGUAAAAGAUUGUUUUUUUUACAUUUCUCAGAGUACUCUACUUGAUUUGUAGCGUUUAACAUUGAAGCUGGCAGUUCAUGACUGGUACAAAGGUUUACAGUCAGAGCUGUUAAUUCUUUAAUUCCGUUUAAAUCCAAAAUGAGCAGCUCCGUCAUCUCAGCAGCAUUCAGUAUGCAUGCAUUUUGCUCUCAUCACAGUAACAUUUGAACAGACAGAUAAUUAACAUGCAGGCCCGUGCGUGCAGGUAAUUAAUUAGGACAGAAUAGAUGGGUCAUUAACACAGAGAACACUGCUGAGCGCGGGUAAUUGGCAAACAUAAGAGAGACACGUUUUGAGGUUUGUCUUCAUUGGUGUUUGGUUCAUUGGUGUAAACAAAGGAAGGCAUUGGGCUGCACUGAGUCUGUGUUAAAGGGGUAUGCCACUAUUUUGGGGCUUAAUACAGUUAAAAUCGUUGGCCAGGGUUUAUAAAGGUGGUAAAGUGUCUUAUUUUUCAUGUAAGCCGUUGUCUUGCUUUAAGACAAGUUAAAAGAGGGAGUAUGUAGCUAAGCUAGUGAAAGUCAAUGGAUCCGUGUAGCAUGUCUGUGUUUGCUAACCUGUCUGAUGCUUGUGUAGUAUUAGCCCCCACUAGACUUGUCAGUGGGCUGUGGUCUCUCGGCCCUUUCACGUCUUGCUUUGGGGUUCCAUGUCUGCACUGGCCAAGCUGAGAGAGAGACACAAACAGACAGACAGAGAGACACAGACAGACAGACAGAAUGACAGACACAUAGACACAGGCAGACCGACACAGAGACACAGACACAAAGAGAGAGAGGGAGAGAGACAGAGACACACUGGGCUAGUCUCCAACUGUCCCCACAGUGCUCGCGGGGAUAUUUUCAUUCCUUAUAUUUAUCUUACUCCUGUUGAGCUUGUCAGCCUUGAGUCAGGGUCUGUUCUGUUCUCUGGAGCUCCGACUCCCACCCGCCUGGCCGCCUUUCCCCUCCCAACAGCCAGCUGGUCAGCUAGCCAGGCAGGCAGGCGCGCAGGCAGGCAGGGACAGAGGCUGUUGUUGCUGGCCUGCAUUCUGCCACCCCCCUCCGGAGUAACUUUUAACGAUCUCUCCUUUGUGAGGGUGUUCUAGGCCAGGUAGGCAAGAUAGGAUGGUGAGGGGAUUGAACUAAAAUGUACUGGGAUUAGAUUGUUUUUUUAAAGGUCUGCUCUACAGGGGAAAACAGGAAAGGGCUAUGUUGGAGUAAAAAGAAGAGAUAGGGGGGGUGGGGUGGCUGGAAAAAUGAAUGGUGCAGACUUGACUCGCUAACCCCUUUGUGGAAUUGGGCCUUACAAGUCAUUAUAGCGGCUGGGAUUGUGGACCAGAGUAGUCGACCAGAAAAGUAGAUCAUUAGGUUUAACGAAAGACCAAGAAAGGGGGAAAAAAGAAAAGCGAAGGCUUGCGUGCAAGUGUGUAGCUGCAGAGCACAGGACUCUGGGAGAGAUUGUGCGAGUGUUGUGAUUGGAAAUAGCAGGAUUUGAAAGACGGUAAAGGGCUACACUGCCUCUCUGCCCAACAAGACUGCCGCUUUCCCCCUCCCUCCACCCGCCCGUCUGCUUUCCUCUCCCCUCUGCGUCCCCUCCCCCAAAUUCUUCCCCGCUUUGUGUUCCUGGGUUGAUGAUCAGAGCGGAGCUGAGGCUAACUCAGAGCUGAAGAGAGGAAGCGAAAAUGAAAGUGGGCUGGUGUGUAAUGAGAAGGCAGUUCCCAGGAAUUGGGUACGUUUCACAUACCACAGCACAGCCUACUGCCAUGGUGUGUUCCACCACCUUCUCUGAGGAUCCGUUCAGACACUCUUCAGGAGGAAGAAAAGCUAGUAGUUCAAAGCGUUCUUUGGCUGUGUUUAUGUAAACAUGAAUGGAUUAAAGAUCUCAUUUUGCAGGCUUGAUUUGUUUUUCCGGGCAGUAGUGAUUGGUUUAAUUAGUGAGAUCCUCAUCUUGGGCAAGAUGUUCACUUCAGAUGCAGGAAAACAGGUGCGAACCAAAUUGUCCCAAGCUUUUAACCACUGGCUCAAUGUACCGGAGGAUAAACUGCAGGUGAUUAUCGAGGUGACGGAGAUGCUCCACAAUGCCAGUCUGCUGAUCGAUGACAUCGAGGACAGCUCUACGCUGCGGCGUGGCUUCCCCGUGGCACACAGCAUCUAUGGAGUGCCCUCCGUCAUCAACUCCGCCAACUACGUCUACUUCCUGGGACUGGAGAAGGUGCUGAUGCUGGAGCACCCCGAGGCGGUGCGCGUCUUCACGCGUCAGCUGCUGGAGCUGCACCGGGGCCAGGGCCUGGACAUCCACUGGCGCGACACCUACACCUGCCCCACGGAGGAGGAGUACCGCUCCAUGGUGCUGCAGAAGACCGGGGGCCUGUUCGGCCUGGCCGUGGGCCUGAUGCAGCUCUUCUCCGAGUGGCCGCGGGACCUGAAGCCGCUGCUGGACACGCUGGGCCUGUACUUCCAGAUCCGCGACGACUACGCCAACCUGGCGUCGCGCGAGUACAGCGAGAACAAGAGCUUCUGCGAGGACCUGACGGAGGGCAAGUUCUCCUUCCCCACCAUCCACGCCAUCUGGUCGGAGCCGGAGAGCCGGCAGGUGCAGAACAUCCUGCGCCAGCGCACCGAGAACGUGGACAUCAAGCGCUACUGCGUGGACUACCUGGAGAAGGUGGGCUCCUUCGCCUACACGCGGCAGACCCUGCGCGACCUGGAGGCCGAGGCCCAGCGCCUCAUACAGGACCUGGGGGGCAAUCCGGAGCUGGAGGGCCUGGUGGAGCACCUGAGCCGGCUGUACAGGGAGGCAGAGCCCACGGGGGCAGCAAGGGCUGGAGAAGGCAACACCAAUUGCAAUAGCAAGGCCAAGCACUGAACAGUGAUUGGAACUCAACUUUAGCUUUAUAGUGGGGUUACGAACUACCACCUCCAACAGCAAGGCCAAGGAACUGACUAUAUGGGGAGGGGAUUCCAACCUGGACUUCAGCUUAUGGUGCGGUUUUGAACUAUGGCACAGCGAAAAUAUUUCAUAUUGCUUUGCACUGACUUGUGGGAGGGGAGAGGAGAGGAGGAGGUGAUACCUGGCCUUAACUUGAGCUCAUGGUGGGGUUAUGAACUGUGGCAUUUUUUUCUUCUUUUCAUAUUGCUUUUCAUGUUUUUCAAGUUUUGAGGCGUUCAAGGAUAUAUUGACUGAAUAUGUGUUCUGACAUGACCUGACUCUGAGUUAUUGGCUUAUCCUCACUGCAGGUUUCAAUUAAAACUGGCCGUAGUUGGCUAUUACAACAUUGUCUAUUCUUUGAUAUACAGAAACGUAAUAGAUCUUUUGGACUAUAACCAUUUGAGGAACUGAACAGCAGUUAAAUUGUAAUGCUCCCCAUUUAUUUAUCCAUUUUACUUUCACAGAUAUUUUAUCUGAGGAGUAGAAAAUAAUGGGGUCUAAAAUCCAUAGUAAAUACAGAAUAUUACAGAGCUGAGUUGUAUAAAGUUGACCCAUGAAUUAUUCCCAAAACUCUGAACCACUGUCUCCUCUCUCUGUUUACAUGGGCCGUUGGCAAGAUUUCCAAAGUGCGGAGCGUCAUUCUCUUCCCUGUUAUCUAUUUUCUUUCUAUUUUUUGUUUGCUUUGUUUUGUUGAAAACAAUCUUAAGACCGUUGUGUGCCAAGACUAAGACGCCAGAAAGUGGCCUUCGGACUGAGGUCCCUGCAGGAGGAGUGAGUCAGAUGGGGUGGGGUGGGGUGGGGAACCCCCCCAAAGAAGCUCAGCUGCAACCGGAAGAUACUUGAAUAGCACACUCACCCACUCUGGGAGAACACUGGGGCUGGAUUGGACUACUGCAGUAACUUACAGUAACAGAACUGCGCGUAAUUAGGCCUACUGUGCAGUGGUGUAGUCUACUUUUUUUGGUUUACUGUAUGUUUGAGCAUUUUUUUGUGGUGGGUAUACUGUAAAAUUGAGCUAUCCUAAAUAUUGAAUCAAUCAAUUUUAGGUGGGUAUACUGAAAUCCCUGAAAUUUUGAGGUGGGUGUACUGCGUAUACCUGCGGUCUACGUAGACUACACCACUGCUACUGUGUACUGUACAGUAAAAUGACGUAAACGCCAGGGUUGGGAUUGGGUUGGGUUGGGUUGGACUGAUACACCGUUACAGAACUCACUGCUUAGUGCCUGUGUGCGUUCCAAUAUGCGACCUUGCGUCCUCCACUUAUGCUUGUGACCUCGUACCAGGAAGUAAUAUUUCAUGAUGACAUCACUGACAACAGCAUUAUAUUUCAAUAUCUCGCAAAAGCUCAAUUGUAAAGUCAUUUUCUUACCUGCAAACUGAAUGGUGAAUGAAGAAUAGCCCCCCAAAAAUUGUUCUGGCUAGGAUGACAGCGGGGAAACUUAUUUGUCUUCUCCAAGGAGGAAGGGCCAGGAGGCAGGGCCACAAGCACAAGGGGGAGGACGCAAGGUUGCAUAUUGGAAUGCACCCUGUGUUGUUGAAAUGCUCUGUGACAGGAGAGUCUGUUCUGCCUGGUCCCCGUGAGAGAGGCAAACUGACCUCAAUAUGUCCAGCUUUGACAUGAACAUGUUACAAUGUAAAGUUUGCAGCGUAUAUUUUUUUUUCCAAAGAACUCUUCUCCACUGUCCAGGUUGUGUAUUUGUACCUUUUUGUGCUACUCCAAAAAUGUUGCAAACUCGUUCAUAUCCACGUAUGUGAGAUGACCCAUCACCACACACAGUACAUUUUGUCAGUGUUAAUUCAGCACGAGUAGAGUAAAGUCUUCUAACUCAGUGUUUCUCAACCUUUUUUUAGGUGAGGCACCCUUUCAAUAUAUGAAAAAUCUUGAGGCACCCCAAACAUGAUAUCGCAUCAGAUACCACACAAGCUUUUAAAAGUAACACAUUUGGAGACAUUCAAAGUUGCGCCUUUAUCUCAGACAGUGUAUGUAUAGGCCAUACUUGGGUGACCUAAAUGUACUUUAUUGUGCGUAAAUGGUGGAUGAAAGAUUCCACUAAUUUAUUGAUUUAGACAAAUAUGUAUUAUAUUACAUAAUUUAUUUAGGUCAAUUUCACCAUCAGCCACGUUUCCGCGGCACCCCUGUUGAGAAAAACUGUUCUAACUGGUCCUACUCUUUAAAGUGGUGAAAUAACACUGCCAAAUUUACUGCGCACAUGACUGUACAGUGCCCACUGUUGGUACCAGGGGGAAGUCGACAUGGCAUCAGAACCAGAUUGUCCCAGGGACGGAGGGCGCCCACAACUGGGUCCUCGUUACAUUGUAUGUGUUGGGUGGGGGGAGCUCUUUCAGAUGACUUUAGCCUGGGCCCAGCCAAAGCCUUCAGCGGCCCUGGGUGUCGGUAAGAACAGGGGAAAAAAACUACUGAAGCAGUGGUUUUGUGUAUGUAAUAUCUUGGAGAUGUCACAAUGUCAAGCCUUCAAUAAACACUCCACAUACUGUACUACAUAAAGCAAAC